This is a messenger RNA of Glarea lozoyensis ATCC 20868, 2316 nucleotides long. RefSeq lists its product as uncharacterized. The transcript has 7 exons. Lineage: Eukaryota; Fungi; Ascomycota; Leotiomycetes; Helotiales; Helotiaceae. Gene Ontology annotation, cellular component: NatC complex. The record is from RefSeq and is a predicted model, not a curated record. Gene Ontology annotation, biological process: N-terminal peptidyl-methionine acetylation. The coding region runs from base 1 to 2316 and encodes 771 amino acids.
AUGCAUGGCAAUGGCAAUGAUCAGAUCACAAAUGAUGUUAUCGAGCAGGUAGCCGCUCUGGAUGUGGAGGAUGGACGAGAGCCCAACCCAUCUGCUGCAGCCUUUGCGGCAUGGAACAAUGAGCCUCCCCCAGCGCCGACGCUGAAAAGUGACGGCGUUAUUGCGACGGAUAUCACAGAGGCCUUUACUCAUGCCGCUCAACAACUCGAUGUUGGGCAACUGGUGAAAGAUGAAUUGUUUACUUUAUUCGAGGCUGUUGGAGCUUUGGAAAUCAUGGAUCCUAAAAUGGAUAGCGGAUACCUAGAACCUGGUGAGACGAUGGACGACGACUAUGAUUUCACGCAACCGUUACUUCCUGAGGAGAUUGUAGGCAUCAUUGACCAGCUGAUAUGUCAUGAGAUGGCUUGGCAUAUGGGACAUCCAUUGGGGCAAACCAUUUUCACGAGUCUAUACAUAGACAGAUUACUAGAUCCAUGUCCAACUCAAAUCAACGAGACAUAUUUUGACAGGAGUGAAAGUGCUUCAGACGAACCCUUAACGUUUCAGAUCCUUCGGGCGUACUGCCUAGGACUCGUCAAGUCAUGCAGCUACGUUAAUGAGCGAGUCAAAGCAGAGCAUUAUUAUGAGGAAGAGGACUUUGUCACGCACACUUUCAACCGAAGCCUUCUCGAGAAUAUUGACAUAGACGACGUCCUGCAGCUGCUUUUGGACACAACCAAGCAAUUGCAAUUGCGUAAUGAUAUAUCAGAAAAGCUGAAGCUGGCACUAAGGUGUCGUUUGGAAUUCCGUGAGACCUUUCUCCGGACUGUCGAAGAGGCAGACUCAAGGACUUCAGUAGAAAAUAUCAAAAAGCAUUGGCAGAACCUUGAGGGGAUAUUACCAGCACUAAAGUCAUCCGCAAAUCUGGCAAAACCAGUGCCAGCAUCAUUUAGUGCAAAAUUACAGCGCAAAUUAGCAAGUACAGUACCACCACGUCCCAUAGUAGAUCUCAAUUGGGAAACCGCCUUCGACCAUAUGGAGAGGCUAUGCCGAGAUGGUUCUGUAGCAGCUGAGGUCCUAACGUAUUACGACUCUCACAGUCUUAUGACGUUCGUCGCCUUUUUCCAAGCUCGAAAGCCUCAACCUUCAGUAUACAUUCGUACAUUACUUCAACACUACAUCUUUGGAGAUAUGGUAAUCCUUGGCACAAUGUCCGUCCGACAGAUUCUUGACGAUGAUCUAGCGACCACUGUUCUACCCGCACAUAAACUCCUUGACCGUUCAAACGAUGAGAUUGAGGUUCCUAGUGAUUCUCGACAUCAGAUGGCGAAUCAGAUGGAAGUUUUCCGUGCGCGAGCCGCGGGUUCAUACUUGGAUAUUCUCCGAACAAUCUGCCAAAACCGGUGUCGCAUUCGACGAACAUUGUGUCGUCUAAUUGCAGACUGGGAAGUUCUCCAACUUGAUGCCGAGGAAUUAGAUGUCGAUCUGCGCCAAUAUACCAAAGAGGAGCCAAUCAGGGAUAGGGAGAUAUCCUCUGAGCCUGUAUACUCAUUUCCGUUGUCCUCUUGGUCAUAUCUUUACAAGCUUCGCCAGAUGGAGUGGCUAGUUCAAAUGGGAUUCGAGCUUUUCGUGUACCAACCCGACGAGCUCGCAACCAUGUAUUGGUAUUUACAAUAUCUUGCGAAGACCCGAAUGCGACAUUUAGAGAGAAUUAGAGGAUUUAAUGUGCGAGCACUGAACGAUGCACGUCGGAAGUCACCCCUUUCUGGAGAAGAACAAACCCAAUAUAUCAACGCUUUGUCCUUCAUCAAUUACUCUACCAUGGAGGCUGCUGCAACUUAUGGUUUGGCUGAUGCAUUGUCAUGUCUUUUCACGGUACUCAACCGUCUAUUACUUAUUCCUACGCCUCCGCGGCCAUACAGCAACGAUCUCUACCGCUAUGAAGUGCGAAUGAAGCCUUUUCAACCUAUCGGUCUUCCUGAGUUGAUUCCAUACGAUGAUCUCAAAACCGCAGUAUCACAACCGGAAGAGUCAUUGAGUGAUCUGCUUCGCUAUGCAGCUGAUUCCGCCGUCGGAGCUAGGAAAGGUUUCGAGGUGAUGAGCAAACUGACUGCUAAAGAUGCAUUUUGCCAAGGCUCAUAUGAUAGCUGGCUAGCGAACAUCAAAGAUUGCCUGAAAGCAUGUAUUUUUACUGGCAUCACAAUCGCAGCGGUCAAAAAAGCAACAGAAAGUACAGGGAAGGAACCUAACGGCAUUAAGAUUAGAGUGGAGAUACCACCUGCCGGUAAUGGAUAUCAUGAUUGGUGGGUGGUACCGAAAGUCGUUCCUGUGGUAUGA